UAUUAAGAAAGAUGGUCUUCUUGUAUCUUUUCAUACUAUUGUUUUUAUGUGUCAGCGGAUUUUUGUUUGAAGGAAAACAACAGAGUCCUAUUAGUACAAUUUAUUCUCCGUUAUCUGACGAUCAUUUUGACAUGUUGUUAAAGUUACUGGUUGAGCAAAGACAGAUUCAAAAGGAACAGCACCAAAUGAUUAAACAGCUUCAGCAGGAAAUUUUCACCACGAAACUUGAAGUUACAAAAGCAAUUCACGAUUUGAAUAAAACAGCAUGCAAUGCAACAAGGUAUGACGACGUUUGGAAUUUUACGAAGUCCGUAGAAACAAAAAUCGACACACUGAAUGUGUCACAGAUUCGACAAAUCAACACCAUGGAGGAAUAUUCGAACAAAAUAAAAAUUUUGGAACAUGAAAUUGCAGCAUCUAACCAUAUGCAAAGUUCGAUAAAUCUGCAAAGUUUGUCAAAUGUUUUAAAUACGACGAAACAUCUGGAACCAUGGAUACAGGAAACGAAUUAUAAACUUGCUGCGAUUGAAAAUGAUGCAGACGCUAGAAAAAAUGAUUUCAUAGCACUGUUUAACAAAGCUGAUUUGACAGAGAACAAAAUGGAAAAUAUGUCUCAGGAUCUGGAACAGAAAUGGAACGAUUUGAAUAAUAGAGUUAAUGUCAUCGUAUAUGCGGAACCUAGACAAUAUACUCGCGGACAAGUGGUAAUUUUCAGUGAUGUUGCUAUUUCGUAUGGUUUUGGAAACUCUAAUACCUUAACGACGAGUGGUCAGUUUAUUUGUGAGAAAAGUGGGUUAUACCAACUUGCUGUUUAUAUUACAACGGAUGAUCCCAACGCCAGCCUCGAUAUAUAUAAGAACAAUAUAUUUAUGGGCGCAGCAUAUGGAUCAAUCACACAAUAUUAUCAAACUAUAAGCCUCGCUUCUAUUUUGCAGUUAAAUGUUAAUGACACUUUAAAAGUAACCUUUGGGGGAGGAUUUGUUAACGGCAAACCCAAAUUAGCAUUUUCUAUUAUACAAAUCAAGUAA
Molecule: messenger RNA, 1028 nt
Organism: Mytilus trossulus (common blue mussel)
Lineage: Eukaryota; Metazoa; Mollusca; Bivalvia; Mytilida; Mytilidae
Exons: 2
Coding region: 12-1028 (338 amino acids)
Molecular function (GO): protein binding
Source: RefSeq, a predicted model, not a curated record